This is a messenger RNA of Plutella xylostella (diamondback moth), 2249 nucleotides long. The record is from RefSeq and is a predicted model, not a curated record. NCBI's taxonomy places the organism in Eukaryota, Metazoa, Arthropoda, Insecta, Lepidoptera, Plutellidae.
AGUGAGCCGCGCGCCGCCGCCGAGUACGUCCCUGUCACACACACACACACACACACGCACGCACACACACACACGCGCAGCAUGAAGACCGACAGUGAGGAUGUGGAGAAGACCCGGGAGAAGCGGCAGGUCAGCUUCGAGGAGGCGUUCGACCUGACAGAGUCGGGGUGGUGCAACCGGCUGGCGCUGGCGGGCUGCGGGCUGGCGCUGCUGCACGCGACGCUCGAGUCGCUGGGCGCCGGCUACGUGCUGCCCGCCGCCGCCUGCGACCUGCAGCUCGACACCAAACAGAAGGGCUACGUCAGCGCCGCCGCCUUCCUCGGUAUAAUGUCGACGUCGCUGGUGUGGGGGCUGCUGGGGGACCGGCUGGGGCGGCGCGCGGUGACCGUGCCCGCGCUGCUGCUGGCCGCCGCCUGCUCGCUCGCCUCCUCCGCCGCCUCCAGCGUGUGGGUGCUGGUGCCGCUGCGCUUCCUCACCGGCUGCUUCGUGUCGGGGUCGAGCGCGACGGUGUACGCGUACCUGUCGGAGAUGUCCCCCCGCGCGCGCCGCGCCGCCGCCCUGGCGCACGCCUCCUCCGCCAUCUCCAUCGCCUUUAUCCUGCUGCCGGGCAUGGCGUGGCUGAUCCUGCCGCUGCGCUCGGUGUCGCUGUGGGGGCGCGAGGUGGCGGCGUGGCGCGUGCUGAUGUGGGUGUGGGGGCUGACGGGCGCGGCGGCGGGCGCGCUGCUGGCGCUGCUGCCCGAGUCCCCGCGGCUGCUGUUGGCGCGCGGCGGGCCCCGCGCCGCGCUGCCCGCGCUGCAGACCAUCUACGCGUGGAACACUGGCAACAAACGAGAGGAUUACCCGGUGUCGGAGAUCGUGGCGCCGGCGGAGGCGGGUGGCGGCGGCGUGGCGGGCGCGCUGCGCUCAGCCGGGCUGCUGUUCCGCCCGCCGCUGCUGCGCUGCGUCGUCAUCUCGCACGUCAGCAUGUUCGCCGUCUUCCUGCUGUCGAGCGGGCUGUACGUGUGGGUGCCGGACAUCCUGAACUCGGUGCUUCAGGACGGCGGCGGCGGCGGCUCCAUCUGCCAGAUCAUACACAACAAGUUCGUGGCCACCAACAACGCGACGCUGGCGGGCGAGGCGGUGUGCGUGUCGGAGGUGGCGACGGGCGUGUUCCCGGUGUCGAUGGCGAUGGGCGCGGUGUUCGGCGUCACGUACCUCGCCAUCGGCUUCCUCAUCGACCGCGUGGGCCGCGUCACGCUCUACUUCGUGAUCAUGGUGGUAUGCGGAGUGGCGACGGGCGGCGCGGGGGCGGCGGCGGCGCGCGGGGGGGCGGCGCUGCUGGUGCUGGCGCUGUGCUCGGGCUGCGCCGCCUCCAUCCUCGCCGCCAUCGCCGUCGACGUCUUCCCCACCUCUAUGCGGGCCAUGGCGGUGUGCAUCCUGUACACGAUGGGGCGCGCGGGCGCGGCGCUGGGCUCGCAGGCGCUGGCGCUCACGCUGGACGCGCACUGCCAGCCCGCCUUCACCACCAUCGCCGUGUUCGUGGCAGGUUCUGCAUUGCUGAUACUCCUGUGGCCGAAACCUGAAGAAGUCAGAAAAGAAAUGGAAAAGAAAGGCUUUAGUUACUAGGAGCAGUACCUAUACUUUAUAUCUAGAUAUAGAUAGCUUAAUUUUGUUGUUAAAAGUAAUACUUUAAUAUGAUAAUAUUGUAUUGAGACUGAUUGUUACUUGAGGCCAGGACAGUUCCUACGCGCAUUUACUACGAUGUCUGAUCACCAGUGAAGUGAAGGGCGAAUUGCUAUAGACGUAGUUCGCGAAUUAUUCUUAUAAGAAUAUAAACAUAGCAUGUUAGCAACAUUCAACCUACUAACCUAUACAAUAGGUACAGUGCCCAUACAAGGUACACGAUUAUAUCGAUGUGCCUGCAUAUUUUAUACAUUUACUUCCACUAAAAAUAAUUAAUUAUGAGUAAAUUGUGUGUGUGUGUGUCUAUUGUAGCGGUGCUAUUAAAUGAUGUUGUAAUAUACACACGGAAUUGUGAACAAUGGUUGUGUAUAGUAGAGGUGUAUUAAUUAUUAUAGGUAUCAGCAAAUCCAAAGUACAAACUUGGUACCAUCUUUUAAGUUAGAUCCAUAUUUCGGUAGAUGGUACCAGAAAUCACAAUAAGUGCCUAUGUAGUUAGAUAAAUAAAGAAACCAAUUUCGUUGGUUUAAUUUUAUAGCUUGAUGUGAAAUUUAUUCAAAUAAUUAUAUUUUAUGAAAAAAACUAGACUA